Molecule: messenger RNA, 1102 nt
Organism: Puntigrus tetrazona (Sumatra barb)
Lineage: Eukaryota; Metazoa; Chordata; Actinopteri; Cypriniformes; Cyprinidae
Gene: cd74a
Product: CD74 molecule, major histocompatibility complex, class II invariant chain a
Exons: 8
Coding region: 58-795 (245 amino acids)
Biological process (GO): immune response; intracellular protein transport; antigen processing and presentation
Cellular component (GO): membrane
Molecular function (GO): macrophage migration inhibitory factor binding; MHC class II protein binding
Source: RefSeq, a predicted model, not a curated record
UUUCCACCACUGACGUCCUGAAAAGAGGAGCAUAAAACCUUUGGAGAGUUACAGAGAAUGUCAUUUAGUGCUGGAGAAAUAAACCCCCCCACACGCGCACACACGCAGCCAGUGAUGGAGGAGCACCAGAACGAGGCGCUGAUUCAGCGCGUGCCAAGCCAGGAGACCGUCGUCGGCCGCGGAGGGAACUCUAAUGGAAAGGCUCUGAAGGUGGCCGGCCUCACGGUCCUGGCCUGUCUUCUGCUGGCGGGACAGGCGCUGACCGCGUACCUCGUCUACGGUCAGAAGGAGCACAUCAGCGCUCUGUCCGCCGGCCAGGAGAAGCUGAAGGCGGAGCUCACCAAAAGAUCUUCUCCUCCGAAGGCGGCGAUGCAUCUUCCCAUGAAGAGCAUGACUCUGCUGAAGGAGUACCCUGACGAGUCGGACCCAAGCAAGAAGAGCAGCGUUCCUCUCACUAAACUGCAACCAAUUUUCACAAACCAGAGAGAGGGCAGCGGACAGCUGGAUGCUUACAGAGUGAUGCCGAAGAGGAUGCAGCUGCCGAGGAAGAGCCUGCCCAUGCUGAUGGAGGAGGAGACGAAGAGCUCUCCUGAGUCAGACUUGGAGGUUCAGAGUAAGUGUCAGCUGGAGUCUCAGAAGGAGGUGAGGCCGGGCUUCUUCAAGCCUGAGUGUGACGCUCAGGGCAACUAUCUGCCCAUGCAGUGCUGGCACAGCACCGGAUACUGCUGGUGUGUGGAUAAAGACGGAGAGGAGAUCCCAGAAACACGCAUCCGCGGACGCCCCCAGUGCAGCUAAGAUGCUGAGCUUUUCGAGUGAAGCAUCUCGUCCAGCAAUAAACUCCAGUCUUCUUACCUGUCAUUAGUUUCAGCUCCUGACGAUCAGUUAGUCCAUACACAUGAUAUAGAUGGGAAUAACCCAAUAACCUUCCUACUGAAGAUCUCACAUAAGCAGCAUAUUAGAGCUGGUCUAACCCUUAUUCUAAUAAUAUCUAUAAGGCCUCUGUGUGAUACCAUUUCUUUUUUUCUUUUUAACUCACAGCAUGUUUGUUAGAGGUAAACAUUACAGUGAUUACGACUGUAAAUAAACACAUGCUGUUUCCAAA